Molecule: messenger RNA, 1108 nt
Organism: Neltuma alba
Lineage: Eukaryota; Viridiplantae; Streptophyta; Magnoliopsida; Fabales; Fabaceae
Product: probable 6-phosphogluconolactonase 1
Exons: 3
Coding region: 144-956 (270 amino acids)
Biological process (GO): pentose-phosphate shunt; carbohydrate metabolic process
Molecular function (GO): 6-phosphogluconolactonase activity
Source: RefSeq, a predicted model, not a curated record
CUUUUUGAUCUGUUUGAGGAAGUUCAUGAUUCUUAGGUUGUAUAUGGAUUUCUUAAGUUGUUUCAGAUCUUUCUUCGGGUAUUUUUAUCCCUGUCUAAUUUUUUUUUCUUCCCAAUAAUAGAGCUACUGAACUUGUUCAAAGCAUGGCUCUCUCUUGUGGUCAUUUUGAUAGAGGAGAGGUAAGGAUUCAUGAGAGUUUGGAAGAGCUAAAGACUGAUUUGGCAGAUCUUAUUGCUGAACUAUCAGAGGCAUCUGUGAAGGAAAGGGGAGCGUUUGCCAUUGCUUUAUCUGGCGGCUCCCUCAUUGGCUUAAUUAGCAAACUCUCUGAAGCGCCUUAUAGCAAGACAGUAGACUGGUCCAAAUGGUACAUCUUCUGGGCUGAAGAUAGCCUUGCGGGGAAAAGCCAUCCAGAUAGCAAUUAUAAGCUUGCAAAAGAUUGCCUUUUGUCCAAGGUGGCGAUCAUCCCUAGUCAUGUGCAUUCCAUAAAUGAUUCAGUGUCAGCAGAAGAGGCUGCUAAUGAGUACGAGUUUCUAAUCAGACAGACAGUUAAAAAUCGUAUAGUGGGCGUGUCUGAAACAAGUGACUGCCCCAAUUUCGAUUUCAUCCUUGUUGAAUUGGGUGCGGAUGGCCAUGUUGCCUCUCUAUUUCCUAAUCAGUCAGCUUUGAAAGAGAGGGAAAAAUGGGUGACUUUUACUACUGAUUCCUCCAAAACCUCUCAUGAGAGAAUCACAUUCACCUUGCCUGUUAUUAAUUCUGCAUCUAACAUAGCAGUGGUUGCCACAGGUGAUAGUAAAGCAGAGGCUGUACACUUGGCGGCUGAUAAUAUAGGGCCAGAGUGCCCUGUAGUGCCGGCAAGGAUGGUCCGGCUGGUAAAGGGUAAGUUGGUCUGGUUUUUGGAUAAGCCAGCUGCUUCAAAACUUCAACUUUCCCUGAUGUCCAAUCAGCAUGAGCUAUGAAAUACCUUGCAAACGUUGCAGCAAGUUGAUGUACAUGGUUAUGGGAUAUAAAUGUUCGAUUCUCGUAGAUCCAAACUAUAGUCUUUACCAUUGGAUAAAAAAAAAAUUUCAACAUUUUGAUGGUUCCUCAUAUAAUGAAUUAUGUUCCACAA